GCCUGUCUGAUUGUCACAUACAUGCAAGCACUAAUUACUCGACCGGGCCUCUAAAACUUACAUCACAGGCUUGCGCUCCAGUGUCUUGUAUCCGCAGCUACACCCCACACAUAUACAUGCGCAUCGCGCCAACCCCAGGUCGUACAAUCACAAUCCUUGUGAUCCCUAAUAAACGCACUGUCACUUUGACAAUUCAAACCCGAAAGCCUUCAUCAUGUCUUCAAUUGGUCCUCAACUGCCACCGCAUCUCGUAAAGAGAAAGCGCACCCCAGAUGACGAAGGCGAAGACUCACCACCGACAAAACAAUCGCGCAACACCGACGAGAUUGACCUAGAAAAUGACUCCGAUGACGACAGCUUUGGUCCGAGUGCCCAUGGAAGAGCAGCAGAAGCCACAGCAGCCUCGAAGCCCUCCCCGUCAUCAAAACCUUCCAUCGGCCCAACUCUCCCCCCCUCCAACCCAACAAAUAUCAACGAAAUUCCUCUCGACGACUCCGAUUCUGAAGGUGAUUAUAGCCCCUCUGCUCCCUGCGUUACAUCAACAGCAGAAGCUCCGAAACACAAGCCCUCAAUAGGACCAACUCCACCACCCAAACAAAUGAUAGGCCCAGCGAUGCCACCUCCAGACCACCACCGUGGCGCCGAUGAGAACGGCAACAGCUCCUCGGAUUCCGAUGACGACUACGGCCCUGCCCUCCCGUCUUCCACAACAUCCGUCCAACGAGCCCAGGCUGCAGCGGACGCAGUAGCGGCGGCCCAAGCCUCUGCAAGUUCCGUGGCGCCUCAACGCGACGAUUGGAUGCUCGCACCCCCCACGCAGUCAGGCUACCACGAACGCGAUCCGACAAAGCUCAAGAACCGUAAGUUCGCAAGCGGCAAGUCUUCCGCCGCCGCGGGCGGCGCGGGCGGCAUCAGCAGCAUAUGGACCGAGACGCCGGAGCAGAAACGCAAGCGUCUCGAGGACGCUGUGCUCGGCCGCGGAGAUGCGACCGCCGCGGCAGGCCCUCAGCAGCCGCGCCGUACAAAGGAAGAGGAGGAGCGUGAUAGGCGCAUCAGCGAAAACAUCGCAACAGCACGUGGUCGCAGCAUGUACGAAGAACAUCAGCAAAGCAAGAAAGGAGGUGUGAAGCAGGGUAAGGACGAAGAGGAGGAAGACGACCCAAGCAAGAGGGCCUUUGAUCGGGAGAAGGACAUGUCCCUGGGAGGCAAGAUCGGAACAGCACAGAGGAGGGAGCUGCUCAAUCGAGCCAAAGACUUUGGUGGUCGUUUUCAGAAGGGUUCGUACCUUUGAUACCCAUCUACAUGAUGACGAAAAAUUCAUGUCUGCGUUAGUAUCCACCGCAGGCGUGGCCAAUAUCCUAGUAUUUUCUCGUAAUAGGCCGGUGUUCGCCGUGGACGUCGUGGAAAGCACGUCAUAGCCCUGAGAUGC
Molecule: messenger RNA, 1429 nt
Organism: Colletotrichum navitas
Lineage: Eukaryota; Fungi; Ascomycota; Sordariomycetes; Glomerellales; Glomerellaceae
Exons: 1
Coding region: 215-1291 (358 amino acids)
Source: RefSeq, a predicted model, not a curated record